Aureobasidium melanogenum CBS 110374 is the source of this 696-nucleotide messenger RNA. RefSeq names its product putative ATP synthase subunit E. Gene Ontology annotation, biological process: proton transmembrane transport. Gene Ontology annotation, molecular function: proton-transporting ATPase activity, rotational mechanism. The transcript is spliced from 3 exons. The record is from RefSeq and is a predicted model, not a curated record. Gene Ontology annotation, cellular component: proton-transporting two-sector ATPase complex, catalytic domain. Bases 1 to 696 code for a protein of 231 amino acids. Lineage: Eukaryota; Fungi; Ascomycota; Dothideomycetes; Dothideales; Saccotheciaceae.
AUGUCGCAAAUCCACGCCAUGUCCGACGACCAGGUCGCCUCGGAGCUGCGCAAGAUGACUGCCUUCAUCCGUCAAGAAGCCCUGGAAAAGGCCCGCGAGAUCCACCUCAAGGCCGACGAGGAGUUUGCCAUUGAAAAGUCCCAGCUCGUCCGCAACGAGACCCAGUCCAUCGACUCGCAGUACGACAAGAAGUUCAAGCAGGCCGCCAUGUCCCAACAAAUCACAAAGUCCACCCUCUCCAACAAGACAAGACUGCGCCUCUUGAGCGCCCGCCAGGAGCUGCUCGACGACCUCUUUGACCAGGCCAACAACAAGCUUGCCGACAUCACCACCGAUGCCGACAAGUACCAGGAUAUUCUCAAGAACCUUAUUCUCGAGGGUCUCUACGCCCUGAACGAGUCCAAGAUCACCCUCCGCUGCAGGUCAAAGGAUGAUGAUGUUGUUCGCAAGGCUGCCGACGCUGCUCAGGCAGAGUACAAGGACAAGAUGAGCGGUCGCGACCUUGAAAUCUCCAUUGACGAAAAGGACAAGCUGCCCGAAGAGACAUCCGGUGGUGUCAUUGUUGUCAACUCGACCGGCAGAAUCGACAUCAACAACACUUUCGAGGAGCGUCUUCGUCUGCUCCAGUCCGAGGCUCUUCCUAGCGUGCGAGCCACUCUUUUCGGCGAGAACAAGAACAGAAAGUUCAAGGAUUAA